CAAAAAUGGAAAAACAAUCAACACAGUGACGUCUGUAUAUUCUGGCCCAUUUUCAUACCUUGACAGCAUGGCCUGCGCUGUUAAAGGACACGAGGACUUUCCUUCCCCUUUAUUCUAUUCAAUGUCGUAUCAGCAUUCUGGUUCAGUCCUGGACGCAGUGAGAAAUGGAUGGAUCCCUUGAACCCAGAGACCCUCAUAGAAGACUCUCAGUAUGCAGGUCGUGUGGAUGUCACUUACACAACAGGGCAGUCCAACCUGACAAUUACUAACUUAAGAGAGAGUGAUUCAGCAGAGUAUCGAUUUAUGUUCCAAACACAUAGGUUUAAGUGGGGGAGUGAUUUACAUGGAACAACUCUAACUGUCACAGCUCUCCAGAUUCAAGUGACAAAAACUUCAGCUUUGCAGGACACAACAUAUGCAGAGCUGAAGUGUCACAGCAGCUGCACUCCAGCUGUCUAUCACUACAUCUGGUUCAAGAAUGGACAGAACCUUGGCCAUACAGAAUCUACCUAUAAAGGCCCCAUUAACAUUACAGAUAAAAUCUCCUGUGCUGUAUCAGAGCAUGAGGAAUACAGAGCUCCGGAAGUGUAUGCUCCAGUUUCUCCUUCUGUGUCAGUCGAUUCCUCAGGUGACAUAUUUGAAGGCAAGCCAGCAACACUGAGGUGCAGGAGUCAAGCUAAUCCACCCGCUUACUACACUUGGUACAAGAAGACUAAAACUUCAGCUCUUCAACAUGUUAGUGAAGAUUCACAGCUUUUCCUGAGCUCCAUCCAAUUGUCUGACUCUGGAGAUUACUGCUGUGUAGCCAAGAACCAGUUGGGGGAAAGCCAAUCUAAAUAUCUUAAUGUUGAUGUGAAAUAUGCUCCAAAGCGUGCAGAUGUGUCACAGAGUCACAGGGAAGUAGUGGAGGGUGUUUCAGUAAAUCUGACCUGUAGCAGUGAUGGUAACCCAGCACCUAAUUACAGUUGGUACAAAGACAACCAAAUUAUGCUUCAAGGACAACAAGGUGUGUAUCAAUUAACUUCUGUCAGGUCUGAGGACAGCGGCAUCUACCAUUGUCAAGCUGAGAACCAAUAUGGACUGAUCAGCUCUUCAUCUGUCCAUAUAAAUGUGGAGUAUUCUCCAAGGCUUCCCUCUGUGUCUGUGAAUCCUCCUGGUGAGAUAGCAGUGGGUGGUUCAGUGAACUUGAUCUGCAGCAGUGUUGCUAACCCAGCAGCUACCUAUACCUGGUACAAAGAAAGCACAACUUCACCAGCAGCAUCUGGACAAAUGUUCACCAUUGAGGCCAUCAGACAUGAACAUGGUGGAAAUUAUUACUGUCAGGCCAGAAAUAGCAGAGGACACCAUAACUCCACCUUAUAUCUGAUUGUGGUUUUAAGUUCAGCUACAACUGCUGUUGCUGGAUCCAUCACUUUUAUAUUCCUCUUUGGUUUAUUUUUGUCUGCCUUUAUCAUUUUUAGAAAAAAGAUGGCUUCAAGGCAAACUUCUGAGACCAGAGAGAGACCAGGAGUUAUCUGGACAAACCACUCGGGUCAGAACUCGGGCCAACAGCUGGAGACUCUAUCAACUGCAGCACCCAGAAUCAACAGAUCAACAGAUGAAGAUAACCUUUACUAUACUAGUGUAGUUUUCUCUAAAACUCAAGACGAACCUCUCUACUCCAACUUCAUGCCAGCUGAAGCCAAAACGCCUCAAGAGGAGGAGGUAGAUGUGGAGUAUUCAACAGUUGUUAUCAGGGGCACAUCUAGUAUCAGCAGUCAUGAUGCUUCCGAGGAAUCAUGUGCACUGUACAGCACAGUCAGCAAAGUCAACGGAUUAUAAACAACAAUACAUCUGUGACUCCUGUCCAGUAUUUUACCCACUAGUAUUUGUUUCCUUUUCAGUUUAUCAGAAAGCAAAAAAAGUAGAUUAUCUAACAACAAAUGAGGUAAGAUGGUUGCAUUAACACUGUACUAGUAUACAUAUACUCACCAGAACCUCUGGUACACUUUGCUAAUACCAGGAUGGGCCCCUUUUGCAGAAUUGCCAUAAUUUGUUGUGGCAAAAAUUUAACAAGGUGUCAGAACAUUCCUUUGAGGUUUUGGUCCACGAUGACAUGAUAACAUCACACAGUUCCUGAACAUGUGCUGGUUGUAUUUCCAUGAUGCAAAUAUCUUGUUCCCCCAAAUCCCAGAGGUUCUUUAUUGGAUUGAGAUCUUGUGACUGUGGCAACCACCAGAGUGAACUCAGUGAACUCACUGUCAUGUUUGAGAAACCAACUUGAGAUAAUUUGAGCUUUGUGGGAUUAUCCUGCUAGAAGGAGCCAUUAGAAGAUGGUACAUUGUGUCAUAAAAGGAUGGACAUGGCCAGCAUCAAUACUCAGGAACUGGUACUAAGGGGCCCAAACUCUGCCAAGAAACUAACUCCCACACCAUUACACCAGCAGCAGGCUGAAUUGUUGAUACAAAUCAGGAUGCGUUCAUGCUUUCAUGUUGUUUUCACCAAACUCUGAAUUUACUAUCUAAAUGUCACAGCUAGAAUUGUGUAUCAUUGGACCAGGCAGCAAAAUUUCCAAUUAGUUUUUUAAUUCAAAUUUUCUAAUUUGGGUGAGCCUUCAUUGUAGAAUUGAAUUCCUGCUCAGUUUCCAGUUUGUAGCUCAAAGGAGAAGAUCCCAGUGGCCUUUUCCCGCUCUGCGUCCAGAGAUCAAAUUGUUUCUUUACGGAUCAUAUGUCAAAAUGUGGACCAUGUUAUUAGCAGACCAUAUGGGGAAUGGUCUGUAAAGAGUAGAUAUGAUUGUUUGUGUGAAAACCUCAGUAGAUUAGCAGUUUCUGAAACAUUAAUACAAGCUUCUUUGGCAACAGCAACCAUAUUAUAUUUACUUAAGUAACUUAAAUCUCCUUUCUUUUCCAUUCUGAUGCUUUUAUCUUCAACAAGUCGAUUUCACCAGGUCUGGCUUCCUACGUGCAUUGAGUUUCUGCCAUGAAAUCAUCCAAAUCACUAUUAGCGUUGUGAAGAAAUUCAACAGGUGUACCUAAUAAAGUGGCCAGUGAGUGAGAUGUUUGUGAAUCUCAUUAACUACACAGAUUUGUACGGCUGAGCUUAAGUCUUUGUUUUAUGUUUAUUUUUUAUUGACAUGAUUGCUCUUGUUUUACUAAGCUGUUAAAUAAAUAUAUAUUUAUUAGACAA
Girardinichthys multiradiatus is the source of this 3165-nucleotide messenger RNA. Its product is annotated as B-cell receptor CD22-like. The coding region runs from base 169 to 1821 and encodes 550 amino acids. The record is from RefSeq and is a predicted model, not a curated record. NCBI's taxonomy places the organism in Eukaryota, Metazoa, Chordata, Actinopteri, Cyprinodontiformes, Goodeidae. The transcript is spliced from 10 exons.